UUGAGCUUAUAAAAUCGAACUAUAUAUUUUUUCGACUCUUUUUUUUUGUAAAGCACAAUGUCAAGCGAAUUAAAGGACAUUGUAUUGGAAAAGGAUGCGUUUGAAGAAACGGAAAUAGCUGUGAGCGAAGAACAGCAACAACCCGAUAGACCAGAUUUAGUAGAGAUUGGGACUUUCUUUGAUUCGAUAGCGAUUCCUGAUUCGUUAACCCAUAUUGCGGAAACCAACCAAAUAAGUCAGCCUUGGGAAGAGUUAGCUAGAUUGUUGGAGAGUUUACUGGAUGAGCAAUUUACAGCCAUGAAGGAUAAAGUGCAAGACGAAGAGACGCAAAAGGUGAUUGAGGGCUUAUGCAGCAAGAUUACACAUCAUGUUCAUGAACAUGCAAAUUGCCCUUUCACGAUCCAACGUCUAUGUGAACUAAUCAUCCAGCCCAAGAAAUACUAUAAAAUGUACAUCAAGUAUUUACGUGCAGUGGACAAGGUACUUUCUGUGACGUCGUAUUGGCAGGAUUUCCCUAGCACGGAAGAGAAAGAUGGAGCAACGUUUGGCGUAGAAUUAGAGGCACAUUCAUUUAAAGAUGCAACUUGAUUAAAAUAAAGUAUAUAUACAUACAUGUAUUUCGCUUUGAUUAAAAUGACAGCAUUAUUUGGGUAGAUCUGUCAUGCAAUUCCAAAAAAAGCCGAUAACAAAAGGGCAUAAAAACACGUUUUUUUCGGUUUUGUUGUCUAAAAACUUA
Molecule: messenger RNA, 736 nt
Organism: Mucor mucedo
Lineage: Eukaryota; Fungi; Mucoromycota; Mucoromycetes; Mucorales; Mucoraceae
Product: PPP4R2-domain-containing protein
Exons: 3
Coding region: 58-588 (176 amino acids)
Biological process (GO): protein dephosphorylation
Cellular component (GO): cytoplasm; protein phosphatase 4 complex; nucleus
Molecular function (GO): protein phosphatase regulator activity
Source: RefSeq, a predicted model, not a curated record